AUGUUCCAGGCAGCUGCCGAGGUCCAUGAUAAGAUUUCUCGUGAGACCUUCACUCACUUAUUGGGAUAUAGUCACCUCACUGACUCUUCCUGGAUGCAAGCUACGCUGCCGGUCAGGUUUGGUGGUUUCAGCAUGUCACCAUGCCUCAGCACUUCUCGAUUUGCUUUUCUUUCGUCCUGGGUUCACACUCUGGUUCAUCUGCCUAUUCGUUAUCCAGACCUCAAAUCCGCACUUGAUCUUCUAGUCAACUCAAAUGGUGUCGAGGAAUCGAUAGCAUUUUCGCUGAUGCAGGCUGGCAGUGAUGGGACAGAUAUUACUGAAAUGAUUCAAGUUCCAACUAAACUACAACAGAGGCUGACACGGCAACACGCUAAAGAAAAGAUGUCAGCAAUGAUCGAGAAGGCCCCUUCCCAGCGAGAUGCAGCUAGGCUAAGAUCGAUUCAAGGCAAGGGCGCUGGAGCCUGGCUGAAUGCUAUGCCCACCUCAAAUAAGCUCGCACUAGUUUCCCGCGAUUUUCGUUUGGGGGCUUGCUUGAGAUUGGGGUUAGCCAUGCCCUUCGAUGGCUGUAUUCGUCAGUGUGACUGUGGUUCUUUUCUGGACAGUUGUGGAUACCAUCUCCUAACAUGUAAGUGGGGCGGUGGUCCAGUCUGGACCCAUGAGUGUAUUGCCAAUGUAUGGUCAGACUGUCUGCGCAGCUUACAAAUGCACCAUCACAGAGAGCCACGUCAUCGAUACAUUACAUCUGACAACCGCCCUGACAUAACAGUUUUCGAUGUUGGAUCAGGGUCCAACACAGAUUUAGACAUUUCGCUAGCACAUCCCUGGAGCAGUGAAGAGUUUAUUCGGGAGUAUGACCUGCAACAAUGUCCAAGAUGUCGUAAGUGGUAUUUGAAGCUACAACAGCAUCUCUCAAGUUCCACGUGUUCAACCGUUGGGAAAGAUCUAGAUGACGUAACAGGAAAUGUUGGGAAUGACGAUGUAACAGGUGAUGGUGAAGUAGGCAGAGUUACAGGUAAAGGCAACGUUUCGGAACUAUUGUCUGAGCUACGUUUGGCUUCUAGUGUCAUGUCUGAUGACAGAAGCCGGAAUCUACAUGAUAUUGAGCGCGAGGCGUGGUUUGUGGUUGAGUCUCUCCCCGUUGCGGAUAUCCUCAAUUCUUUGCCACCACAGACUAUCCUGAAUAUUCCACGAUCUUUACGACCAAUGUUUCAAGAGUGUUGCAACAUUUCGCUACAGAAGAUUGAUGAAGACCCCUCUAGUGAUGUGGGCUGGAAACUCUUGUUUUUGUUACCUAGAAUCUUACUACAACCUCACGUGAGAGGCGGCAAGGUAGGAUACAAGGAAGUGAAGGCCCGUUAUCAAAGUUUUCUGAAUUUUCGCUGGGAUGAGCUAAUUGAGUUGAACACACCAACAAACAGGAAGUCAGAAAAUAAAUCAAUGACUGAUGAGAACAAGAGAAAAGUAGCUGUAAAGUUGGCCCAAGUAGGUGAGAUUUCCAAAGCAGCUAAGUUUCUUACAAGCAAUGGUUUGGCCCCAGAAACAAGUGAGGUUCUUCAAAAAUUGAAAUCUAAACACCCUGAGGGACUCAUCAAUCCUAACGAGAUUCCUGAUGUAUUGUCUUCUUCGAGUCCAACAUUUCUUGACAGAUCUGUUUUCAUCAACGCUAUCAAAAAUGCUCCAAAAGCUUCUGGGUGUGGACCCUCUGGAUGGAGAUACGAACAUGUUCGAAUUCUCCUGGAUAAUGACAUCACCACAGAUCUAUUGUUUCAGACUUGUAAUCACAUAUUUUCAGGAGAUGUGCCACCCAACGUAGUUCCUUUGCUUUCAGCCUCUAAACUCAUAGCAAUACCUAAACAUGGGAAUGAUGUGAGGCCAAUCGCUGUAGGGGAAGUUUUUCGACGACUUACUGCCAAGACUAUUUGUCAACAGAAGUCACCUGAGUUUGCUUCAUAUUUCUCCCCUAUACAGCACGGCAUUGCGACACCUGGAGGAGCUGAGCUGCUUACACACCAUAUUCAGAUCUUAUUGGAGCAAAAUCCUGAUUGGUCAAUCCUUAAAACAGAUGUCAGGAAUGCCUUCAAUUCUGUUUCAAGGGAACGACUUCUUCAGCAAAUUGCUAAAGACUUUCCUGAUAUCUAUCCUCAUGUCAAGCAGUUGUACGGGGAAUCAAGCAAGCUGAUAUACGUCACUGACAAGGGAGUUGAGUUAUUAACAUCAAGUGAAGGAGUUCAUCAAGGAGACCCUUUGGGACCUGCUCUUUUCUCAGCUACUAUCCAUCCUAUUUUAUGUGAGGUGAUCAAGAGACAUGAGGGUGUUACUAUGCUGGCAUAUCUAGAUGACAUCUAUGUGGUAGGUCCAGUCAAUAGUCUUCGAAAUAUUUUGGAUGAUUUGAAGUCUUCCCUGUCCACGUUGCAUUUGGAAAUUUUAGACAGAAAGUGUGAGUUGUUUUGUCCCUCUGGUAAUGUCUGUAAUUUUCCAACUCCAGUUACCUCUGAUGGCACUAUUAUACUAGGCACACCAGUAGGAAAACCUGAAUUUGUUCGUUCUCAAUGUGCUGACAUUGCCAAGGGUGGGAAGGAACUUUGCCGUGAAUUGGCCCUGCUGAAUAAUCGGCAAAUCUCCAUGCUGAUUCUACGACACUGUCAUGUGCCUAGAUUGAACUACUUGGCAAGGCAAGUAUUUCCUCGUGAUCUAGAACUGGCAGCAGUCAUCCAUGACAAAAUGACUAGAUCUUCAUUUGUGGACAUCAUUGGUUUCAAUCAUUUGAAUGAUACAGCCUGGAAACAAGCAACUCUAAAGCUGAAGAAUGGAGGCUUUGGUUUAACACAGAUUGGACAAAUUUCUCAUGCUGCUUUUGUGUCUUCUUGGUGUCAAUCAAUGAAAGAAUUGCCAUCUCGUUUCUUGUGUAUGACUGACUUGGUUGAUUAUCUUACUUCUUCUAAAGAAAAGUCGGGGUCGAUUGGCUCAGAAGUAAUUUCUAGCUUUUCCGACUUGCCACCAUUGUCCAAGUCAGCUGACAAUGAUGAAGAUUUUCAAACACUUGAUGACAUCAUCGCUUAUCCUAAGAAACUGCAGCACCGUCUUUGUACUGAGAUAAACGAAAUUAAUGUGUCUGAACUCAUUGCUCAGGCUCCUUCUGAUAAAGAUGCGGCAAGGCUGCGGUCAUUGCAAGGUCGUGGAGCCGGAGAUUGCGUCCUAUUUGAGGUUGGGAUUGGCUUUACCGUUUACCAAGUGGGUGAAAGUGUGUGACUGUGGACAACAACUGGAUCAACAAGGAUACCACCGACUAACAUGUAAAUA
Messenger RNA from Corticium candelabrum, 3300 nucleotides. RefSeq lists its product as uncharacterized. The record is from RefSeq and is a predicted model, not a curated record. Bases 1 to 3249 code for a protein of 1082 amino acids. The transcript has 3 exons. Lineage: Eukaryota; Metazoa; Porifera; Homoscleromorpha; Homosclerophorida; Plakinidae.